CUGAAAGCGUUAUUCCGUUCUUAUCGUCCUGUUACACUAUUCGACUAAGCGUUAAUUAUUAUGAGCAAAGCACAUCCACCAGAGCUCAAAAAGUACAUGGAUAAACGCGUUGUUGUUCGACUAAAUGGCAAGCGAAAAGUGACGGGUAUUUUGCGUGGAUUUGAUCCUUUCAUGAAUAUGGUUUUGGACAAUACGGUGGAAGAUUGUAAUGAUUCGACACAGAAUCAAAUUGGAAUGUGUGUUGUUCGAGGUAACAGUGCUAUACUUGUCACUUCGUUGGAUAGAAUUGGAUAA
Messenger RNA from Dimorphilus gyrociliatus, 294 nucleotides. The record is from the annotation of a GenBank genome assembly. Lineage: Eukaryota; Metazoa; Annelida; Polychaeta; Dinophilidae.